Molecule: messenger RNA, 411 nt
Organism: Cylindrotheca closterium
Lineage: Eukaryota; Bacillariophyta; Bacillariophyceae; Bacillariales; Bacillariaceae
Source: the annotation of a GenBank genome assembly
AUGGCAAAACGAUCAGCUCUCACCCAGUCCGAUUCAAUACUAAGCAUCCAAUCCACGAGAAGCAGUGUCUCCUUCACAACCAUAGAAGUUCACGAACAUGCCAUGAUUCUCAGUGACGGUCCAUCUGCAUCAGGUGGCCCCGCCGUAGAACUAGAUUGGAGUCCGCAAUCCGAGUCCACCAUGAGUUUGGAAGAAUACGAAGCGAGCAGGAUACAACGCAAGAAGUCUAUUCCACAAAUGAUGAUUCCUGGCAGUUUCCGAACAGCCAUAUUGGUAGAAAGCGGGUACACCAUGAAUGAAAUCACGGAAUCGGCUUCCAAAGCAGCUCCACCGAGACCAUCCUUGCGCAAAAGCAUUUCCAUAAGGGCGAAGAAAUUUCUCAAGUCACGAUCCUGGAAAUCACUUUCGUAA